AUGUGUUUUUUGGGUAUAGAUGCACCAUUAAGAACCAAUGAGUCUUUUCGUCUUAAGAGUGAUGAAAAUUAUCAUAAAGGUCCUUGCCCAUUUGAAGAAUUACCCAUUGACAUUACUUCAGUUGUAGUAUUAGAAUAUAUGCACAAUGUUUGUCUAGGGAUUAUGAAAAGGCUUUUACAAUUCUGGAAAAAUGGCCAAAAACCUGUUCGCUUCUUAAAUAAAGAUUGUGAACAACAAAUUUCAAAAGAACUAGUUAACUUACACCCACAUUUACCCUCUGAAUUUAAUCGUUUGACUCGAUCAAUGGAUGAAAUUGAAUAUUGGAAGGCAACUGAGUAUCGUACAUUUUUAUUAUAUACAGGUCAUAUUCUGUUAAAAGGCCAGAUAAAAUCUUCUCUCUAUCAACAUUUUUUACUUCUACAUAGUGCAAUUAAAAUAUUAAUCUCUAUUGUAACUUGUUUUUCCUUAAAUGACCUGGCCAAUAAUUUAUUAAAACAAUUUGUUCAAGAUUACCCUAAUUUAUAUGGAGAGGAAUAUGUAUCGUAUAACGUUCACGGACUAAUACAUUUAUCUAGUUUUGUAAAAAUACACGGUCCACUUGACCACUUUAGUGCGUUUAAGUUUGAAAAUUAUUUGCAAAUAAUUAAAAAAACCAUUCAUAGUGCAAAAUGUCCCCUACAAGAUGUUUAUAAUAGAGUCAUUGAGCAAACAUUUUAUUCAGAUAAUGUUAUUGUAUCUGUUGAAAAAAUUAUGCAAUAUAGUAAUGGGAAAAUUGUUCUUGAAGUUAAUCAAUAUGCAAACAUUUCUCCUAUUUUUACUAGUCCUUUGUCAUCAGAUGUCAUAGGAAAUUAUUAUGUGAAUACGGAACAAAAAAUCAAGCAGUAG
This is a messenger RNA of Aphis gossypii (cotton aphid), 885 nucleotides long. RefSeq lists its product as uncharacterized. Bases 1 to 885 code for a protein of 294 amino acids. Lineage: Eukaryota; Metazoa; Arthropoda; Insecta; Hemiptera; Aphididae. The record is from RefSeq and is a predicted model, not a curated record. The transcript has 3 exons.